CCCCAGCCCAGCGUCACCGCCUCGGCCAUUAAAAGGGCAGCAGGAGGAUUGUUAAAAAGCCCUGGGGAGAGCCGGGGGCAGAGCAGACACCCGAGAGCGCCUGGGCCCCCCUGCCCCCCUGCCAGGGCCACUUCGGUCCAUAUUUAGCUCCUGACAACUGUGGCCAGUGCAGGAACUCCCAGCUCUGCCUCUCCCUCCUCCCUCUGCUGCCUCCUCUCCCGCAGGGCUCUCAGAAAUUGCUCUUUCUUUUUCCCAGAGGCCAUAACUUAACACCCCUGGAGCCAGGAAGAUGGCAGAGAAGCAGGAGGAGCCCAGCAACACCCAGAACGGGGAACCUGACACCGCCGAGGAGGGCGAGGAGAAAAAGAAGAAGGUGAAGAGGGAAGAUCUGCCCCCGUUCGAGAUCGUGGCAGGGGAGCGCCUCCCUGCCAUCUUCUUCAAGUUCCAGUUCCGGAACGUGGAGUACAGCUCGGGCAGGAACAAAACCUUCCUGUGCUACGUGCUGGAGACGCAGGGCAAGAAGGCGGUGACCUCCCGCGGCUACCUGGAGGACGAACACGCCGCCGCGCACGCCGAGAUGGAUUUCUUCAGCAGCAUCCUGCCGCGCUGCGAGCCCCAGCCUGCGCUACAGCCUCACCUGGUCGUGUCCUCCAGCCCCUGCGGAGCCUGCGCCGAGCGCAUCGCCGACACCCUGCGCCGCACACCCAACCUGCGCAUGGCCGUGCUGGUCGGGCGCCUCUUUUGUGGGAGCAGCCCCGAGGUGCAGGCGGCGCUCCGGAAGAUGAAGGCUGCCGGCUGCAAGCUGCGCAUCAUGAAGCCUCAAGACUUUGAGUAUGUCUGGCAGAAACUUUGUGAGCAGGAGGAGGGGGAGGAGGCCAAAGCCUUCGUGCCCUGGGAGGACAUC
This is a messenger RNA of Pogoniulus pusillus (Red-fronted tinkerbird), 904 nucleotides long. It is a transcript of the gene APOBEC2, whose product is annotated as apolipoprotein B mRNA editing enzyme catalytic subunit 2. The record is from RefSeq and is a predicted model, not a curated record. Gene Ontology annotation, cellular component: nucleus; cytoplasm. Gene Ontology annotation, biological process: cytidine to uridine editing. Gene Ontology annotation, molecular function: cytidine deaminase activity; RNA binding. NCBI's taxonomy places the organism in Eukaryota, Metazoa, Chordata, Aves, Piciformes, Lybiidae.